UCCGGAUAAUUGGUUUUCGAUUCCAGGUUAACAACCCCAUGUAACAACACACUUACUACAAAUGAAUAGAAUUUGUGACUAACGUGUGGCAUUUUGGUUUCGGUUUAGAAGGUGGAUGCAUUUCAAGGCAAACGGCGUCGCUCUUUUUAAUAAUAAAUCUCAUCCCUAAAAUUUCUGGAUAAGACGAUGAGUAACAGCGCUGUGUGGACCAUUAUAUUUUACGUCCUCACGCCUCAUUAUUCGGUUUUCAUGUUGAGGGUUUGACGCCCACUCACUGGUGAGUGAGCUGAUUUCUCAGCCUCGCUUGUUGCCUGCUAAUGUUGCACAUCUCUUGCCCUGCUGUUCACUGUUCGUGGAUGAGCUGUUGGCGGCGCCGGAGCCCGCGGAGCUGCGGCUGGAGGUGAAGCAGCGCAGCCCCUUUUCCCAGUCUUUCAGUGUUCCUGUCCCGGCCGAGUUUCUGACCUUCAUCCCGGCACCGCAGAGUGGGCAGUCCCACAGAUAUCAAGGCUGACAGUCCAGGGCACUACAGAGGGAGUGUACUUUCAGAGCUGCUGUCUUUCAGAUGUGACGUUAAAGCUGAGUUCUUGUCUGCCCUCUCAGGUGGAUGGGAAUAAUCCUGGGACACUGUUCUGAAGAAGAGCAGCAUUUUUUAAUGGAAGCAGAAUCUCACAAAGCACUGAUGGCAGAAGAGAGUGCUUCCUGUGAUGGCGAUGCCCCUUCAAUGCCACUAGAGCUUCAGUUACAAGCCUCCCCGAAAGCACAGCCAUAUGUGUGCACUUUGAGUCCACAACUGAUUGCUAAGGCACAAGAAGAGCUUCAGGAGAAACCUGAAUGGAGACUGCGUGAUGUGCAGGCCCUCAGAGACAUGAUUUUAAAAGAACAACCAAACUUAAAAACACGUUUGGAUGACCCCUUCUUAUUGCGUUUUCUCAGAGCUCGCAAGUUUGAUUAUGACAGGGCACUGAAGCUUUUAGUGAAUUACCAUGCAAGCCAAAGGACUUGGCCAGAGGUGUUUACAAAUUUGAGGCCGUCUGCAAUAAAACAUGUUCUAGAUUCUGGAUUUCUUACUGUUCUACCUUAUCCGGAUCCAUUUGGUCGGUGUAUCUUGGUAAUUCGACCAGGAAAAUGGAAAAUCGGUGAUUAUCCCAUUACAGAAAACAUUCGUGCCAUUUAUAUAACAUUAGAGAAACUUGUUCGAGCAGAAGAAAAUCAGGUGAAUGGAAUAGUAAUCCUUGCAGACUACAGUGGAGUUACUUUGUCCCAAGCUGCACAACUUGGUCCAUUCAUGGCCAAAAAGGUCAUUGGAAUUCUUCAGGAUGGAUUUCCGAUGAGAAUAAAAACUGUCAAUGUCAUCAAUGAACCCAUAAUUUUUAAGGGUAUUUUUGCUAUCAUAAAACCAUUUCUAAAGGAGAAGAUGACAGAAAGGUUUGUUCUUCAUGGUUCAGAUCUAAGCUCACUUCACAAAGAUAUUCCACCGAAUACCCUUCCUCAAGAGUAUGGAGGCACAAUGGGAAAACUCAACACAACGGCCUGGACUGAGACUCUGCUGGCAUUUGAGGAUGAAUUUGUAGCAGAAUUUUGUCAGAUACAUACACCAACAGAUAAUUCAUUGACACAAUAUGCAGUGGGGGCAAAUGGUCAGUCAGGCCAACAGUGCGAUGAUUCCUUUCGAGGAGUGAGGUCACCACUGUAUUACUGUUAUUAAUAAGACCCUUGCUUGACAUUUCUGAUGAGGAAUUUUAUUUUGGUGCUGGGGUAUUCAUUCAAAAUAAUGGUCUGCCCACUUUUAAAGUACUCCACAGUUUCUUCAAUGUCUAAAGUUAUAUUGUCAGAAAUGUCUGAAUUGUACUUUUCCGAUUUAAAGAAAUUGAAUAUAUAUUCCUGACCUAUGGCAGUAAUUUUAAAGAGAGCAGCAGGCAAGUUUUUUGAGAAAUUAGUUUAUACAAAAGCUCAACUGUUAGCCAGUCAAAAAUGUGCAAAUUUGAACAGGUUUAAUCUGACUGCUGUUAUGCAAUUAUCUUGAGUUGGCAACACCAAAAAUAGGAACAUUAGGUUUCUAAGCUGAAUGUUUCUCAUCCAGAGAGAGAGGACAAGUCCUCGUUUUUAAGUGAAAAUACUAGUCUCUUAACAUAAAUCUUUUGAAUAUUGAUAAGAUAGUCACAUAAUUUACAUUGUUUAGCAUUUGCAAUGGCCACUAUCUGGCAGUGCUAGGUUUUACAGAAUAACAGAGCCAAAGUAAAUGUUAUAAUUCAAAACAUUAACUGCACACUUUGAUAUUGAAAUGGUGCUGUGGACUUUAAACGGAUGAGGAAACGAACAGUAUUUAUUAUGAACAACUGCCUAUCAGAAGUAUACAGUAAACAGCAUACAAAGAAUGACAGAUUCUUUUUAAAUUAAGUCACAGGUAUCUCUAUUCAUUAUACAGUAUAGUUAACUCAAUUGGCCAGAUGACUGGUUUGCAGUGUAGAGUGAUGCAAACUGUGUGGGUUCAAUUCCUGCACCAGCUGAGGAUACCAUAAAGGAUUGCCCUUCUCAACGUCUCACUUGCCUAAGGUGUAGUGACUCUCAUGUUAAACAACCGCCAGUUGCUGCUAACUAAUGAGAGUGCAGACCAAUGGUCUGGUAACUUUAUUGUAACAGAAGUACUUUUAC
Messenger RNA from Chiloscyllium plagiosum (whitespotted bambooshark), 2652 nucleotides. It is a transcript of the gene ttpal, whose product is annotated as tocopherol (alpha) transfer protein-like. Gene Ontology annotation, cellular component: membrane. Gene Ontology annotation, molecular function: phosphatidylinositol bisphosphate binding. The record is from RefSeq and is a predicted model, not a curated record. Lineage: Eukaryota; Metazoa; Chordata; Chondrichthyes; Orectolobiformes; Hemiscylliidae.